Molecule: messenger RNA, 315 nt
Organism: Penicillium canariense
Lineage: Eukaryota; Fungi; Ascomycota; Eurotiomycetes; Eurotiales; Aspergillaceae
Exons: 1
Coding region: 1-315 (104 amino acids)
Source: RefSeq, a predicted model, not a curated record
AUGACUCGGAUGGGAUCCAAAGCGCCGGUGCGCGACGCGUGCCUGAAAACCCUAAGCAAGGCCAAGAAUGCAGUGAGAUCCUCUGUUACCGCGGCAAAGGAUCCGCGGCCGGGCGAUAGGUUCAGCGUGAAGGGUGAAGUGGUUCGUGGGACCCGGCUCUGCGCGACUCCGUUUGGGAUCGGGUUCCCAGAAUGGGACGAAUGGGACGAAUCAGGACGCGAGAGAGUUCAGGACCGUGGCUGGCAGGGCCGACUCAGGGACCGAGGGGUUCAAUAUCUCGGUACAAGCGCGACGGUUGCUGGAGAACCGCCCUGA